AUGAAUUCAUUAAUUACUAAGUUCAUUUAUGAAUAAAAUGUCAAAAAAUAAUAAGAACCUGCUAAUCAAAUUGAAUUUACUCCUAAUUUUAGAUUGAAUUCGACCUUAUCAAAGAAAUAAGAACUUAAUCAAACAAAACAAACAUAAAAGUUACCCAAUCAAAAAAAAGAAGAAUUUUGUGUUACAUAUGCACUUAUAAAAUAUUUAGGUUAAAAUUUAAAGAAUAAAAAUUAUCUAAAGCUGUAAUAAGCAAAAUAUUAUAAAGAGAUGAGAGAAUAUUUUUAAUUCAAGCUUAAGAAAGAAUUUUACAAGUUGAAACUAAAAAAGUUUUCACUUCAAUCCUCUUCCCACCUUGAUUCUCAGUGCAUUGAUUAUAUUGCUUAAUAUUAGGCCAGUAUUCUUGUCAAGAGAGGUAAAUCAACAAUGUGCGCUCCUCAGAAAGCGACGAGUUGGAGAGUAUGAGAAAGUGACAUACAGAUUUUUUACC
Paramecium sonneborni is the source of this 487-nucleotide messenger RNA. Lineage: Eukaryota; Ciliophora; Oligohymenophorea; Peniculida; Parameciidae. The record is from the annotation of a GenBank genome assembly.